Molecule: messenger RNA, 3927 nt
Organism: Astyanax mexicanus (Mexican tetra)
Lineage: Eukaryota; Metazoa; Chordata; Actinopteri; Characiformes; Acestrorhamphidae
Gene: otop1
Product: otopetrin 1
Exons: 6
Coding region: 216-1997 (593 amino acids)
Biological process (GO): proton transmembrane transport; inner ear morphogenesis
Cellular component (GO): membrane
Molecular function (GO): proton channel activity
Source: RefSeq, a predicted model, not a curated record
CACGGGGUAUAUAGUAUCUCGCUCUCUGUCUCCUCGAGUCUUUCAGAGCGUGGCGCAGUCUCACAUGCGGGAGCGCUCUUCGCGGGGGCGCGCACCGGUCCUCAUCCAGCACGACGGAGCGCCCGUGAAUCCGUGAACUGUGUGAGUGAACCGUGCCGGUCAGAGCGCGCCUUUACGCGCGGAGCUGCCCGCUGUUCCUGGAGCUCCUGGAGAAGAUGGUGGAACACAGCAGCCUGGACACGAUGUUCCUCAACAAGUACUGCCCCAGCUCUUCCUCCUCCUCCUCCUCCUCAUCCUCAUCCUCCGACCGGGACGGGAAGCUGCUGCACGCGCUCCGCGGGAGUCUGGGUAAGAAGUACCCGCAGAAGAGCGGCGAGGUGCUGAGCGCGCAGUACGGCCUGAACCUGCUGCUGGUCGGGGUCUCGCUGAUGCUCGCGCUCGCUUAUCAGGGUCCGAGCGCGAGCGAGGAGACCGUGCUGGCCUUCCUGAGCGCGCUGAUGCUGCUGCAGCUCUUCUGGAUGGGCUGCUACAUGGGCCGCAGAGAGCGCAGGCGCAGCGCGCCGCCGGAGAGAGACGCGCACGCGGCCACCAGCUGGAUCAAAGGUGGUCUCACCAUGCUGGCACUGCUCUCGCUGAUUAUGGACGCUUUCCGCAUCGGCAGCUUCGUUGGGUACCAGGCCUGUGUGUCGGUGAUGUUGGGGGUGUAUCCGGUGGUUCACGCACUUCAUACCAUCUCACAGGUCCACUUCAUCUGGUUCCACAUCAAAGAUGUCAUCAAGAGAUACGAGACAUUUGAAAGAUUCGGCGUGAUCCACGCUGUGUUCACCAACCUCCUGCUCUGGAGUAACGGAGUGAUGACUGAAGCAGAACACGCUCUCAAUGACCACAAGAAACGGCUGGCGGCUCUCGGAUAUUUAAACUUCACCGUGGGUUCUGAGGAACCGAACUGUAACUGCACCACGAGCGCCUGCUCCAUGUUCAGCAGCAGCCUGUACUAUCUCUGCCCCUUCAACAUCGAGUACCACAUCUUCGUCUCUGCCCUCCUCUUCGUCAUGUGGAAGAACAUCGGCCGCAAACUGGACCAGCAGACCAAGCGGAAGCAAGGGUCGACCGGCGGCUCCUGCCUGCUGCUGGGACCCAUGCUGGGUCUGCUCGCCCUGGCCAGCUCCAUCACCGUGCUGACCAUCUACAUCAUCCACGUGGAGGAGUCGGCCGACGCCCGCGAGGCAGCCAUCUCCAUGUACUACUGCUUCGGCAUUGUGAUCCUGGCCUGCAUGAGCGCCGCUGGAGCCGUGGGGCUUCUGAUCUACCGCGUGGAGGACUGGCCCAUGGACACAACCCCCAACCCGGCCCGGACCCUCGACUCCAAGCUACUGCUCGGCUCAUCUGUGGGCUCCUGGCUCCUGUCCUGGUGCAGUGUGGUAGCGGUAGGCGGGGCUCAGAGUUACCCCUCCUACCGCUGGAGCAGUCUGGCUUAUGCUCUGCUGCUGGUUUUGGAGAAGUGUGUGCAGAACCUCUUCAUCAUCGAGUCUCUGUACCGCAGACGCCUUGAACCUGGAGAAUGUCCCCCAAACAGCCCCUCUCACCGCGAGAUCUACUCCGUCACAGCGACCAUGGCUCCUCCAUACGACGGCAUCAUUAACCAUGCGUUUGAGAGUUCGGACAGACACCGCGAGGUGCUACAGACCAGCAAACCAGACAACAACACUUUUGACAAGACCAAAGACGUUUCACUUCCCAUUGGACUCGGAGUGAAGAGCUCACCCAGCCGGAAGAGACAGGUCCUGAAAAAUAUCGCCAUCUUCCUGUUCAUGUGCAACAUAUCGUUGUGGAUCUUGCCGGCGUUCGGCUGCCGGCCGCAGUUCGAUAACGGCCUGGAGGAGGCGUCAUUUGGAUUCCCCAUCUGGAGCACGGUGCUGAACUUCGCCCUGCCCAUGAGCCUCUUCUACCGCAUGCAUUCUGUAGCUGCUCUCUUUGAGGUUUUCCGCAAGAUCUGAGCCAAGCUGAUCCAGAACCUGUUGUGGAGGACUGGAAGGCCUCUUUUAUGAGUUCUCAAACCUGAACAAUUCUCCUCUUUGCUCUAAUUGGACAGGAGAAAGAAACUGAUUGCUUUUUCUUCACUGUGAUUGGACAGACUGUCUGUUACCAGGUGCUGUGCUGUGGUGUGGUUCUUACAGGAACUUCAUGAACUCGUCCAUGCACCUUCAGCACCUUUAGAGCUCCAUCCCUGCUGUCUAGCCUUGCGUUGGGUUGAGUCGAUUUGAUUUAUGUUGGUGAUAAUGAUAAUUAUGUACUCUGAAUAAAGUUGCUUUAGUUUAGGGUGUUUAAAGGGCUUAAAAUACUGACAGAUAUAAAAUACUGACUCUGGGAUCUGGGUCGCUCACUUAUAGAUUAAAAAGUUAAAGAUUGAGGGAGUGAGACCUGUGGAGAUCACCCAAGAACUUUCCCCAAAAACAAACCACUCUAGAGUCUGACUGGGGCUGGACCAGGUCCUCCUCCUCUCAUGGGUUCUGGGGUGGUUUGUCUCUGUCCUCAAACCAUGAGUCCAAUUUAACAAGAAUUAAAAGUGUAGGUGUAAAAGUACGCUGAGUCACACAGGUUAGUGACAAAAUUCCAAAUCUGGCAACCUUUCUGGAGAAAUAAUACAAACCAUACAGCCUUAAACCACUGCUGUUUAUUAUUGCAGGGAUUAUUGCUCCUCAUUUUCCUCCCUUUAGUUGGUGCUUAUGAGUGCGAUACCUUGAUUCGUCUAGCAAUAUAUGAAAAAGUCAGUUCUGCAAUAAUCAAUAAUCAAACAAUUAUCUCUAAUCAAAUGAUGAAUAACACAUUAGCUCAGUGGGAGGGAAGAGACUCUGAUUGAUGCUGUUUUUGAGUUACUGUAUCUGAACUGAUAUUCUUGAACUGUGAGACACUUUGGGACUCUCCUAAAUGAUGCUGUUUUUAUUUUCUUUAUUUUUUUAACCCUGUGGUUUGAGUGGGGCGUGGAUUUGGACCUCGUCACUUCUGAUCACUUUAGAGCAACAUCUGAACACAUUUUCUCCAGUGAGUUUUAACUCUUGCGUUUCUGUUUCUUGGUCAGUUUGUCUGAAACUCUGCUUUAUUUGCACUCUUACAGAAAUGCAAGCAGCCCUGAGGCGCCGCCUGUCUGGUUAUGGUUCUCAUUUUUCUUUUAUUUAUUUACGUCCUUUAUUAAAUCUUACGUUAAUCCAGAACCAGCAGCGUCCACUUGAAAUCAGACAUAACGAACGCUGCUCAGUGUGCCGGACUCACAGCUUCCUGUUCCGGGCAACAGAUGGUGCUGUGGUUAUGGGCUGCUCUUAGAGCUUCUCCUGUAAUGGAAAGGGAACCCUCGUUCCUCCUGGUUCUGGUCCUGGCCCUGGUUCUGGUUCUGGUCCUGGUCCUGGUCCUGGUUCUGGUCCUGGUCCUGGUUCUGGUUCUGGUCCUGUGUGUGAACUGUAUGUAAGCUGAUGGAUGAUGUUCUCCUGUGUGUCUCAGUGCAGAAAUGCUGAAGACUUGAAUAACUUUAUUGAUGAGAGUUUAGAGCCAUUCGCACAGUACUGCACCCAACAUCCUGAUCUGGAUCUGGAUCACAUACGGCUUCUGUUUUGGUCAAAACUAAAGUCAGAUUGGUUCAGACAGUCUAAACAUGGAUUCUGAAAUUCAGGUUUGGACCUGGAUUUAGAAUGAAUUCGAAUCAGGACCCAUUUUUGGGUCAGAAUUUAGAAAGUUUGUAAGUAAAGUAAUAAUUCAGAUUGAGUUUAUCAGGUGUAAACCCUCCAGUAGACGGAUCUGUAAAGCCUGUGAUUCUGAUUCUCUCUCUUUAUCAAAGCCAACAGGAACUGGACUCAUUAAAUUGACUGUAUCUGAUACUCGUGUUUUUAUUGUUUUUGUUAUUAUCACAGUCUGAAAAAAAUAAAGUACCUGGAU